GGCCCAUUUGAAAACCCUACUAUGAUAAUUUUAUCAUAUCACAUAAAUAACCAUCAUCAGCGGCCGUAAGGAGGGUUUUCUCUGCAGCUUGGGAUAUUCCGCCAUUGAAGAUGACAUUCAAGCGUAGAAACAGUGGACGCAACAAGCACGGUCGUGGCCAUGUCAAGUUCAUCCGUUGUUCCAACUGUGGAAAAUGCUGCCCUAAGGAUAAGGCUAUCAAGAGGUUUCUUGUGAGGAACAUUGUUGAGCAAGCUGCUGUUAGAGAUGUUCAAGAAGCUUGUGCCUUUGAGUCUUACACUUUGCCCAAGCUUUACUUGAAGAUGCAAUACUGUGUAUCAUGUGCCAUUCACUCUAAGGUUGUUAGGGUUAGGUCUCGUGAAGAUAGGAGAAACCGUGAGCCACCACAGCGUUUCAGACGCAGGGAGGAUCAACCUAAGGCUGGACAACAAGGAGGUGCACCUGGUGGUCCACGCCCAUCUGGGCCGCCUGCAGCAGCUCGAACUUGAGAGGCUCGAGAGUCUGGCUCUAGGUUUUUGUCUAUCUGGAGCUUAAUUUCUUCAACCUUUCAUUUUUGAAACUAGUAUUUUGCUUUGAACCUAAAUUCAAGAAGUAUAGACACUCAUGGUUUGUUGAUUUAUGUUGUCAGACUCUUUACAUCAGUUUUUAUGUUUUUGAAGGUUUUGAUUUUUGUUUGAUUA
Impatiens glandulifera is the source of this 698-nucleotide messenger RNA. RefSeq names its product 40S ribosomal protein S26-like. Gene Ontology annotation, cellular component: ribosome; cytosolic small ribosomal subunit. NCBI's taxonomy places the organism in Eukaryota, Viridiplantae, Streptophyta, Magnoliopsida, Ericales, Balsaminaceae. The coding region runs from base 111 to 506 and encodes 131 amino acids. The record is from RefSeq and is a predicted model, not a curated record. The transcript has 5 exons. Gene Ontology annotation, molecular function: structural constituent of ribosome; mRNA binding. Gene Ontology annotation, biological process: translation.